Molecule: messenger RNA, 997 nt
Organism: Brassica rapa (field mustard)
Lineage: Eukaryota; Viridiplantae; Streptophyta; Magnoliopsida; Brassicales; Brassicaceae
Product: NAD(P)H dehydrogenase (quinone) FQR1
Cellular component (GO): membrane
Molecular function (GO): FMN binding; NAD(P)H dehydrogenase (quinone) activity
Source: RefSeq, a predicted model, not a curated record
UUGACCAAAUAUAUAGGGUGUUGGAAUGAAAGAGUUCAACUUUGGAGAAAAAUAAAACUUCAGAUCAUCUUCUUGGACCUCUCUAUAAAUACGCUAUCUGCAUUUUCAGAUCGUUGAACUUAUAAUCUCCCAUCUUAAAAAAGAAAAAAAAAAACAAUUCAGAAAGUUAAUCUUCAGAUAUCGAUGGCGACCAAAGUAUAUAUCGUGUACUACUCAAUGUACGGUCAUGUGGAGAAAUUGGCUGAAGAGAUUAGGAAAGGGGCUGCUUCCGUUGAAGGUGUUGAAGCCAAGCUAUGGCAGGUACCAGAGACGCUUCCAGAAGAGGCACUCUCUAAGAUGAGCGCACCACCAAAGAGUGAAUCACCAAUCAUCACACCCAACGACCUAACCGAAGCUGAUGGGUUCGUCUUUGGAUUCCCAACGAGGUUCGGCAUGAUGGCUGCUCAGUUCAAAGCCUUCUUGGACGCAACCGGUGGACUCUGGAGGACUCAGUCACUCGCUGGUAAACCAGCUGGUAUCUUCUACAGCACUGGCUCUCAAGGUGGUGGCCAAGAAACCACCGCAUUGACUGCGAUAACUCAGCUGGUCCACCACGGGAUGAUCUUUGUCCCGAUCGGUUACACAUUUGGUGCGGGAAUGUUCGAGAUGGAGAAAGUGAAAGGAGGAAGUCCCUAUGGAGCAGGAACAUUCGCAGGAGAUGGUUCAAGGCAGCCAACAGACCUUGAGCUAGCGCAAGCUUUUCACCAAGGCAAGUACAUUGCAACCAUCACCAAGAAGCUCAAGGGAUCUACUGCUUAGAGAUCUUCAAAAAAGGAAAACAAAACAAGACCCGGUUUGGUUCUCUGCUUUUUUAUUACACAAUUAUAUAUUCUCUCUUCUUGUGAUUUCAUUUGGGUUUUGAUUAUAAACUACAUGAUAUUGUUUCACAACAAUCAUUCUUGUCUUGCUUUUACGUAUUAGAUAUGUAAUGAUUUAUGCUUGUCUUGCACUAUUGUUU